Messenger RNA from Acanthoscelides obtectus, 168 nucleotides. Lineage: Eukaryota; Metazoa; Arthropoda; Insecta; Coleoptera; Chrysomelidae. The record is from the annotation of a GenBank genome assembly.
UAGCUAUUUCUGUCCUGUGUGCUACCGAUUCAUCGACAUACCCUUCAGCGACCGUUGAUGAAACGCAACCGCCAUUCUCCCCCAGAUUCAACUAAAAGUGUAGCAGACGAUCUUCGAAAUGAAUGACCUGUAUAUGAGUUAGCAUUUUCAAGAUGAAGAAAAUUAGCC